AUGUACGGCAUGCAAGAUCAGGAACUCGUAAGCUCUGCCAAAACCACUUCUUGGUGUCAUGACCAUAGAGAGCUCCACGUAUUGGAUACGCUCAUUCCUGACGCUAUACAGGAGAGGAAGAAUUGCCAUGAUGUAUGGCUUCAUGCGACCUCGUAUGAUACCUAUAUGGCCGUCGUAUCUUGCGUCAGACAGGCACUUGGAGCCACACGUUUAUGGCCAGGGAAAUUGCGUCUCUAUAGAAAAGCCCAUGGAUGGGUCCGUGAUGGCUAUCUCGCCAACAGCAAGUGGCACGAUGGAGAUUUCAUGUUUCAUUUAUGGAAAGGUAAUAAUUUAACGGAUGAUAAUUGGAGAUCACCGUUCACUGAAAUGCCAGACCUGAAGUCGUGUGGCAACGGAAGGAACGGCUGGCAUUGGGAUGAGACGAAACAUGUGAAUGUUGAGGAAAUCAAAACUGAUUUGGCAAACUUUGAGAAAUAUUUGGGUGAAACGUAUCCUUCAUAUGGAAAGCAAGUGUUCUUUCUCGAAAUGCCGGUCAUCGGACAAUGCUAUCCCGAUUGUGAACGAUUAACAUAG
Molecule: messenger RNA, 573 nt
Organism: Haemonchus placei
Lineage: Eukaryota; Metazoa; Nematoda; Chromadorea; Rhabditida; Trichostrongylidae
Source: the annotation of a GenBank genome assembly